UGGGCUAAUACUGAAUUCUUGUCGAUUUGGAAACUGAAAUAUAUUAAAAGUUUACUCAUCGUAGAAUUGCAUCCUUGAGUAAUAGUCGCAUAUUGUUGGUUUCUAUAUGUGAAGGACCCCUUUGAUUACUCAGCUUAUUGUCUCUGAAUAUCCAAGAUAUAUAAUUGUCAAAGUUUAGGGGGCUUGUAAUCUGCAAAUUGAAUGGUUAAUAUCCGUCACUCCUGAUGAUGUUAUGUUGGUUAUGUCUGCCGUGCCUGCUGUGAUGCUGCCCUGGGAUACUAUCGAGUACACAGUGACUCUUUUUUUUGAAUGAAAUCUUUCUUUCCUUUCCGUUUGGUUGAGUAGGGAGUAAAUCAUUAAAUCCAAGUCUUUAAUCCGGCUUUGGCUCUUCGUAGUGACACCAAGCCUUUAUCUGAAUUCAUCAAUUAGUUGGGCUGUGCUAGUCUGCGACAACAGCUGAAGAUACUCAUUUGUCACGAUGCCUAGUAUUAAAAGUGCUUAGGUUUAAUCCUGAUAAAUUUCCCUUCUUGUGAAUUGUUGUGUAACAACCCGUCAUUUUAUUGAAGAAUUUCGAGCUCUUUCCGUAGCUACGGUAAUUUAAUUGAGAGAUAGUAAAGUAAUAUAUUAUUUAAUGUGUGUGCAUAUAUUUAUUUAUGGGAAUAUUACUUGCACACAUAUAAGGUAUGAGUAUUAAGUGACUAUGGACCAAUUUUACAACACAAAUUAUCUACGAUAGUAAAUGAUAACGGUUGGGCCAGGUCCAUAUUAUUCCCAAGCUGACUUAAAGAGGAAAAAGGGGUGUUGUAGGGUUUCUCAAAAUCUACAUAGAGAAUCAAAACAAAUAUAUUUGUUUAGAUAGCUAAAGCGGGGCGGGAAUAUACUUCAAAGGAGUCUUGAAAUCCCUAUAUUCAUUUCAUGGGCAAACAAUUGAAGCACUUACUUUGGAAUGGAACAUAAUAUAUUUUGUUUGGAUCCACUCAAGAAAGCAACAGGUGCUUUAGCUGAUGCUCCGGUUGAUGAGUGAGUCGCCUGACGCCGUGUCUUUUCCAGCUUUCAGGAGAAAUAUGGCUGAACUUCUCGCCAUGGCCAUGGCUGUUGAUGAUGAUGACAUGAAUGAUGGCAAUGUUAGUGUUUCUUCGCUUGACCUCAAUCCUAUAGGUAGCAACGAGAGUGGAUAUGUGCCGCCUUCACCUGAGGACGUAGCAUGGGCUGACUCGUGCCUUAUUAAUGAUCUUGCUAUAUCGGACCAUGGCGUGGAUUAUUUGAAACAUGCCUUACCGGAUGCUUUUACAAUCUUUUCCGCAGUGAUGAGGGAUGAAUCUCCUCAACAAUCUCGUAUUUUCCGCACCGUCGAAGAGACAGGAAUUUCAGGGAUUGUAGAUGACACGAUUUAUGACAAAGAUACAGAAAGUUUUUGGUCCAGGAUUAUCUCAGAAGAUGAUUUUUCCCCAGCCUAUAAUGAGGACCUGAGAUUAGUUGAAGCCUCCGAUUUUGAAGUAGAUUCGGAAAAUUUGGAUGACGACAUAUUCAAGGUCUGGGAACUUGACAUUCCAGAUGAGGAAGAUAUGCUUGUUAAACUGCUCAACAAAGCCCUUGCAGGAGACUUGACCCCUUCAGGUUCCGAAAAUCUUGGAGUAGUGGACGAUAAGUUACUUGAUGAUAUUAUUGCUGGCCUCGGUGACCUGUCUUUGAAUCAAUCCAACCACUGACUAAGUUAUGUUGCAAAUCCAAAAUUCUGGUCAAGAGCAUGCUGCUUUAGAUGCAAAGCUUGAAUAGUUUAAACAAAAUUCAACGAAUCCGUUUUGCAGCUUACUGUUUCUGACUUAUUUUCUGGUAGAAAGAGGGUGGUAUCAAACAUAAAUUUGCAGAUGUUGUUUGUUUUAGUUACUACCCUUAUUUAGCUUGAUUAUCAAGUGGCAACUAGUGUAAGAAAACGGGCUUUUGUCCUUAAACUUCCCUUGUGUAUAGGUAUUAGAUUACUUAGGUAAUGCUUUCCUUCCUUUGGACUGGAGUCUAUUAGCUGAUGCAAGAGAUUGGGCUUUAGCUUUA
Messenger RNA from Lycium barbarum (goji berry), 2049 nucleotides. RefSeq lists its product as uncharacterized. NCBI's taxonomy places the organism in Eukaryota, Viridiplantae, Streptophyta, Magnoliopsida, Solanales, Solanaceae. Bases 1005 to 1709 code for a protein of 234 amino acids. The transcript has 3 exons. The record is from RefSeq and is a predicted model, not a curated record.